Molecule: messenger RNA, 3098 nt
Organism: Pantherophis guttatus
Lineage: Eukaryota; Metazoa; Chordata; Lepidosauria; Squamata; Colubridae
Gene: CNPY1
Product: canopy FGF signaling regulator 1
Cellular component (GO): endoplasmic reticulum
Source: RefSeq, a predicted model, not a curated record
UUUCGCACUGAGAAAUAGACCUGAGAAGAUCCUGAUGCUGAAGAAGGAGGGAGAUAAAAUUACCUACUCUGGAGGAAGAUCAGGUUUUAAAACAUUGUCCCGGCUGAAACUUAGAGCCGUGAGCUUGCUUAAGCAGAAGCUGAAAUCUUUGCCAAAUUAAGGUUUAAGGCAUGGCCUCAUUCCUUCAGGCCUUGUUUUCCUUGCUGCUUCUGGGCCUGUUCAGCAAUACUGGGAGAGCACAGCGAAACCCCGAGGUAUUCUGUGGAGCAUGUAAGGCUCUUGCUGAUGAGUUGGAGUAUGAGAUCAAGAAAAUUGGACCAAGAAGGACUGUAAAUUCGGGGACAUUUCGAAUCAACCCUGAUGGCACACGAGGGAAAAAAAAGAUUCCUUUUGCAAAGUCAGAGACCUUCUUAACAGACAUUUUGGAAAAUAUAUGCGAUCGGAUGAAUGAUUACAAACUUGAGGAUGAUCCUGUAACUAAGAAAAAGAUGUUCAAGAGAUAUGCUCCAAGGAAGGAUGAGGAAAUAUAUCCAAUAUAUAAACAAUAUUUCUUUUAUUCUGAUGCUUAUAAACCCUUGAAAUAUGCGUGUGAAACUAUCAUAGAACAGUAUGAAGAUGAAAUAUUCUCAGUUAUCACUCGGGAGUCACACUCUCUGGCUGACAAGCUGUGCAUUGAAAAAUCAGGUCUUUGUCAAGAAGAAAAUGAGAUGCACAGUGAACUCUAAAAAGCAACAAACAUUAUUAUUAUUAUUAUUAUUAUUAUUAUUAUUAUUAUCAUCAUCAUCAUCAUUAUCAUUAUUAUCAUUAUUAUUAUCAGCAGCAUCUGGAUGAAGAAUAUAAACUAAAAUAAUUCUACAUUCUCUACCUUCCAUUAAUCUUCAUAACAAACCUUCAUAUAGACUGAUAAAUUAACAUGCCUUUUUGUCUUGUCUAUUUCGGAUAUUGGACUAUUAGUGUCAGCUUUUAAAGAUGUUGUGUCAUUUGUACUCAAAAACCCUGCACUUUUCAUAGGAGAAACUGUUGAUUAUGAGUAAAAAUGCCGUUUCAAAUCUAUGCGAGUUGUACUUUUCCAAAACCUGCUGAUUUAUUCUCUGUAGAUUUAGAUCAAUGCUAGGGCAGUUUUCUAAACCAGAAUGGAACAACAGGCUGCAGCCAAGUCUCCAUGGCCAACUCACCACAGCCAGCUCACCGCGAGACAACUUGUCAUGGCCAACUCGCUACAGGAGAACUUGCUGUGGGACAAUUCAGCAAUUCAAUUUAAUUGGUUAAAAUAGUUUGAAAAAAAUUAAUUUGUAUCCUUCACAUUUCAUUUUGCCCCUCCUUUGGCAUCCAUUCUUUAAUGAUUCUAUUGCUUUUUCCAUAUUAGUGUAACUCUUGUCCCACGGUCAGUUAGCCAUGGCAAGUUGUCAUAGAAAAAUUGAUGUGCCUUAUAUAAAAUUGUUUUACUUAGGAGCAAAGGGUCACCAACAGGUUUUACAUCCUGGCGUUGGGAAGAGAAUGAGCAAUGAAAAUGAAAUAAUUGAUCUACUUGGCUGAUCUAACUGGACAAUCCAAUCAGUUCAUAUGGUACCUUCUUAUGCCUUAUCAUAAUUUUUUUUAAAGCAUCAUUUAGUAAGUAGGCAACUCAAGUAGGAAAACAUAACUAGUACCAAUAAGCCAUGUCUAAUAGUUUGAUUGGAAGGUAUUACUAACUCAGGAAUAUAAUUGUUUAUUAUUUCUUACACUGUAUAAUAAAAAGGGUUUCCUCAUUUCAGUGAUUGUGGCUUUCGAUUCCUUUCCCCACUUCGCAGUAAUUUCUUACUUAUGCAUCAGUACGUUUAACAUUUCAAACACACCCUCGCUCUACUAUUUCCAUUGGAAAAUAUAUUUGAGCAAUUUCUAUUGUAUAUCACAGACGUCUUGACUUCUCACCCAUGAAAACUUCCACACUCUCAUGAAAAAAAAUGAUGAUAUUUAUUUAAAGUCACAAUAUGAACUUUCAAUCUGUAUUUUGAAAAAGGCAAAGCCAUAGAAUGAAUUUUCCAUGGCAGCUGUUACACAUUUUUAAAGUUACAAAAUGGCAGUGAGAUUCUUAGGAACCUAGCGGACUUGUUUUGACAAGUUAAAAUGUUAAAAGUAAAGACAUUUAUGCAGAUAGUCCUCGACUUAUGGCCAGAAUUGAGUCCAACAUUUCCAUUGCUAAGUGAGACAGCUGUUAAGUGAGUUUUACCCCAUUUUACGACCUUUCCUGCCACAGUUGUUCAAUGAAUUGCUGCAGUUGUUAAGUUAGUAACAUGGUUGUUAAGUGAAUCUGGCUUCUUCAUUGACUUUGCUUGUCAGAAGGUCGCAAAAGGGAAUCACAUGAUCCUGGGACUUUGCAACUGUCCUAAGUACAUGCCAGUUGCCAAGCAUCUAAAUUUAGAUCACAUGACCACAGGGAUGCUGCAAUGAUCAUAAGUGUGAAAAAUGGCCAUACUGUAAGUCACUUUUUCAGUGCCAUUGUAACUUCAGUCAUUAAACAAAUGAUCAUAAGUCACAGACUACCUAUAUUGUAGCCAAGAACAAAUUAUUUUAACAUUACCUUGGCUUAUUCACAUGAAGAACGAUACCAUUGUCCCCCUAUAGGAAACCCCCCAUUGAUAGUUUAAAACUAGUAUGUUUAAGUCUGGAUAUUAUUUUUGUUGCCUUAAAUAAUGUACAUGGACUUAAAACUCAGUUCCACCAACUUCAUUUUAAUGUGGUAGUGCAUGUUUACAGCAAUGAGCUCUAAUUUUUAUGGCUUUAAUAUUUAAAUACGAUAUAUUAAAUUAGUGGGAUGUACUUCUGAAUACGGAAAGUGAUUUUCUAUGCAAACAAAGACCUUCCUUGCUCAAUGAAUUGAGAAUUAAUGGCUUUAUGGUACAAUCCUAAUCAAAUCUGUGUAUAUCUGUUUGGACUGCAAUGUUGAUAUAAAUAUAGACAUAAAUACACUUGCAUUGGCAAUAUUUUCUAAUUUGUUAUCCCAUUAAAUUUCUUUCUAUUGUCUCCUUCAAGAGUUGACUUUCUUUUGUUAAAAACCAUAUAUUUUUACUACAAAAUAUUGUUUUGCUUCUGUUGAUUAAUAAAGAUGAAAACUUUAA